Molecule: messenger RNA, 1440 nt
Organism: Helobdella robusta
Lineage: Eukaryota; Metazoa; Annelida; Clitellata; Rhynchobdellida; Glossiphoniidae
Exons: 16
Coding region: 1-1440 (479 amino acids)
Biological process (GO): amino acid metabolic process
Molecular function (GO): carboxy-lyase activity; pyridoxal phosphate binding
Source: RefSeq, a predicted model, not a curated record
AUGGAUUCAAAGGAAUUUCGCCAGAGAGGUCGAGAAAUGGUGGAUUAUAUUGCAGACUACUUUGAAAACAUUGAACAGAGACGGGUCUUCCCAGAUGUCCAACCCGGAUAUUUGAAGGAACUGGUGCCAAGUGAACCGCCUCAGUGUCCGGAUUCAUGGGAUAACAUAAUGAAAGACAUUGAUAAGGCCAUCUUGCCCGGAGUAACUCACUGGCAACAUCCUCAUUUCCACGCCUUCUACCCAUGGACACAAUCUUACCCUUCCAUUCUGGCUGACUUUUUGGUCGAUGCAUUAAGUUCUGCUGGUUUUUCAUGGGCCUCAUGUCCUGCAUCUACUGAACUCGAAAUUGCCGUCAUGGAUUGGCUGGCCAACAUGUUAGGUCUACCAGAAAAAUUUCAUCAUUGCAGAGGAGCAGGAGGCGGAGUAACGCAGAACUCUGCAGGCGAAUGCUUAAUCGUUAGCAUGCUGGCAGCCAGGCAUAACGCUCUGAAACAUCUGAGCUCCAUCUACCCGAAUGAAGAUGCAGCAGUACUACUCUCCAAACUUGUGAUCUAUCAUUCUAAACUUGCACAUUCUUGCGUGGAAAAAGCUGGAAUGGUGUUAUUAAUAAAAACGAAGGGGUUAGACUUCGACGACAAGCAUUCCCUAAGAGGUCAUACACUUGAGACAGCGAUUGAAGAUGAUGAACGCAAGGGACUUUAUCCAUUUUUUGUGUUGGCGACUCUGGGCACGACUCCCGUCGGUUCGUUUGAUAACAUCCAAGAAAUAGGAGAGGUGUGUAAUAGGAGGAGGAUUUGGUUGCAUGUAGACGCAGCAUAUGCCGGCUCAUCAUUCAUAUGCCCCGAGAUGAGGACACAAAUGAACGGAAUUAAAAAUGUGAAUUCACUAAACAUAAAUUUGCACAAAUGGAUGCUGAUGAACUCUGAAAGUUCUGCCAUCUGGAUAGAUGAUAAGAAAGUUCUGAUAGAAACAAUGGCCAUCGAGCCGUUAUAUCUGCAACACCAUCUUUCAGAAAAUUUUUUAUCUUCAAAAAAGAAUUGGAGCAUCUCGCUUUGUAGAAAGUUUAGAUCGUUGAAAAUAUGGGCUGUGAUCAGAUCCUAUGGAAUUUCUGGCUUGCAGAGGCACAUAAGAAAUCAUUGCAAACUUGCAAAGUAUUUUGAAUCUCUAAUGCUGUCCGAUUCGAGAUUUCAAGUAAUUGGAACAGUUAAUCUCGGACUGGUUUGCUUCAAGUUAAAAAACAACCAUCUAACUGAGAAGCUACUCAGCACUCUGAACUCCUCGGGCAAGAUGUAUCUUGUACCGGCAGCUGUAAAUGAGGAUUUUAUCAUUAGAUAUGUUAUAUGCUAUGAAAAAAUGAACGAAAGACUUAUUGAAGAAUCUUGGAAUAUCAUUAGAAAUCUGGCCUCUGAAAUUUUGAAUCAGAACUAUGAGGAAAAAUAA